UGUUUAUUUCUUCAAAGGAUUUUAUUAAAAUAACUAGCUAAAUGGUUAAUAAUAAAUCAACUGUAUGCAGUUUCUAGAAGGGCUAAGUGUUAGUAAAAUAAUAUAUAAAAAAUAAUGUAUGUAUAAAAAAAAAACGCAAGCACAUGCAAAUUUAUUCGUACGCAGAAAACUUCUCUGCAUUUGAAAAACUAGUUGGACCAUUACAAAAAAGUAAUAAACUAGCAAUUGAAAUAUUUGUGAAUAAAAGGUAUUAAAAAUAUUUCAAAGUAUUUGCCCGCCACUGAGAACAAUGGAGCUGCGAUCCAUCAUUCGACUUCUGCUUAUAGCUUUGCUCAGUUUAACCGGCUUGCAGCGGAUGCAGUGUGCCAAAAUCUUGGCAAUUUUUCCCUUCCCAGGACCUUCUCAAUACAUUUGCGUGCAGGCGUAUUUAAAAGCUUUAGCGUCGCGUGGGCAUCAAGUCACCUCUAUUUCAGCUUUUCCGCAGAAAGAGCCGCUACCAAAUUUUCGUGAUAUAUCCAUAGAGGAGGUGCUGAGUGGUUAUGAAGAAACCAUAGUGAAUGUAAUCGAAGAGGAGCGUAAUAAAUGGCAAGAAUUAAAUCUUUACUAUGAUUUCUUUACCGGUGGCACUUUAUCCGUGCUGAAAAGUACGCGCGUUCAAGAGUUGCUGCGUUCUGAUGAACAUUUUGAUCUCAUCAUAGUGGAGGCGUUACAAAUGGAUGCGAUCUAUACAUUAGCUCAUCACUACAAAGCACCAAUCAUUGGCAUAUCUACUUAUGGCACAGAUCCAACAAUCGAUGAGCUGGUGGGCAAUACCUCUCCCAUUUCUUAUGUGCCUUUGCCACUAUCUGAACUCAGCGAUCGCAUGCACUUUUGGCAACGUUUGCAGAAUUUAUGGCAUCACUUUUUGCAUCAACUACACAUGCACCUGUUCUACCUACCCAACCAGUUGACAAUCUAUAAACAAUAUUUCCCCAAUGGCACGGCUGAUAUUUUUGCUGUGCGUAAGAAUUUCUCAUUGAUUCUCUUGAAUCAGCAUUUCUCCAUUAGUUUUCCGCGUCCUUAUGUGCCGAAUGCCAUCGAAGUUGCUGGCAUGCAUAUUAGUCAUCAACCAAAGAAACUACCUGCCGAUAUGGAUAAUUUUAUAAGAGCCUCGAAAGAGGGCGCAAUCUAUUUCUCUUUGGGUUCGAAUGUAAAGAGUAAGAAUUUGUCGAAAGAAAAGCUUGCAAUUCUAAUGCGCGUUUUCGCUUCACUGCCUUACAACAUACUAUGGAAAUUCGAAGCUAUUGAGUUGCCGGAUAAGCCGAAGAAUGUCUACAUUAACCAAUGGUUUCCACAAUCGGACAUUCUGGCACAUCCCAAUGUAAAACUCUUCAUUUCACAUGCCGGUCUACUGAGCACAACUGAGGCGAUUCAUCACGCCAAACCCUUGGUUGGCAUGCCUGUUUUCUUCGACCAGUUUCUCAAUAUCGAGCGCAUUAAGCGAGCAGGUAUUGGCGUAUCUGUGAAUUAUAGAUCUUUCACAUAUGAUGAGUUGCGUAGCGCUAUACUGGAAGCGUUGGAAAAUCCGAAAUAUGCACAGAAAAUGCAGCAGAUGUCGCGGCGCUAUCACGAUCAACCGAUGAAGCCACUGGACAAGGCAAUUUACUGGACGGAGUAUGUGUUGCGGCAUCAGGGGGCGCCUCACAUGCGUGUAGCCGCACAAGAAUUGAAUUUUAUUCAGUAUCAUAGCUUGGAUACGCUAGCUGUGCUGGUUGGCGGCGCAUUUGGGGGCUUAGUGCUGCUAGGGUGGGCGAUUUAUCGAUGUAUGAGCGAAUUGCUUUUGAGUUAUGGCAGCGAGAAGAAGCAAAAGCGAAAUUGAUAACAAAUUGUAGUAGUAUAAAACGAAAUAUAAUGUUUUUAAAUUGUUAUCUGUGUAUGUUUAUUUCCAUUUUACAGCGUGCGACAAUCAAUUUUACACACAAAAAAAUUUAUAUACUCGACAGC
This is a messenger RNA of Anastrepha ludens (Mexican fruit fly), 1983 nucleotides long. RefSeq names its product UDP-glucosyltransferase 2-like. The transcript is spliced from 2 exons. The record is from RefSeq and is a predicted model, not a curated record. The coding region runs from base 290 to 1858 and encodes 522 amino acids. Gene Ontology annotation, molecular function: UDP-glycosyltransferase activity. Lineage: Eukaryota; Metazoa; Arthropoda; Insecta; Diptera; Tephritidae.